Messenger RNA from Psylliodes chrysocephalus, 1343 nucleotides. Lineage: Eukaryota; Metazoa; Arthropoda; Insecta; Coleoptera; Chrysomelidae. The record is from the annotation of a GenBank genome assembly.
CUUUUUUUGUUUUGACAUUUGACUUUUAGGUGACAUGUUUUCGAAUUUUAACUAGAAAGUUAGAAAUAAAUACCUAUUUUUUAUUAUUUUCUGUUUUUCAGUUUAUUUUGUGUAAAAUAUAAUAAUUUAGCAAAAAAAAUGAGUGCUUCGGCAUCAACUGCGACAAUUUCUCAACAAGAUGAUCAAGAUGUUGAGGAUUUUGGACCUCAACCCAUAACAAAACUUGAAGGCAAUGGAAUAACAUCUGGAGACCUAAAAAAGCUCAUUGACGCUGGCUACCACACAAUCGAGUCCAUAGCUUUCGCCCCCAAAAAACAUCUGCUCACUAUUAAGGGAAUUUCGGAGGCUAAAGCCGAUAAAAUUUUAACGGAAGCCUCGAAAUUAGUGCCUAUGGGAUUUACUACAGCCACUGAGUUUCAUCAGAAGCGAUCCGAGAUUAUUCAACUCACAACUGGUUCAAAAGAAUUGGAUAAAUUGCUUGGUGGAGGCAUCGAAACUGGUUCUAUUACUGAAAUUUUUGGAGAAUUUCGUACUGGUAAGACACAGUUGUGUCAUACUUUAGCUGUUACAAGUCAGUUGCCAAUAGAUGCUGGUGGUGGUGAAGGGAAAUGUUUAUACAUAGACACGGAAGGCACAUUUAGACCUGAAAGGUUACUGGCUGUAGCAGAACGGUAUAAAAUGACUGGACAAGAUGUUUUAGAUAACGUUGCAUAUGCUAGAGCCUACAAUACCGACCAUCAGACCAGCUUGCUCCUACAAGCAUCAGCUAUGAUGUCAGAAUCGAGGUACGCUUUAUUGGUUGUUGAUAGCGCUAUGGCACUUUACAGGACUGAUUAUUCGGGUAGAGGUGAAUUAUCCGCUAGGCAGAUGCAUUUGGCUAGAUUUUUGAGGAUGUUGCUACGUUUAGCUGAUGAGUUUGGCGUGGCCGUUGUGAUCACCAAUCAAGUGGUGGCCCAAGUAGAUGGAGCCGCUAUGUUCAACGCAGAUCCGAAAAAACCUAUCGGCGGUAACAUCAUGGCGCACGCUUCUACCACCCGUCUGUAUUUGCGAAAAGGCAGGGGCGAAACGAGAAUGUGCAAAAUUUACGAUUCUCCUUGUUUACCGGAGUCCGAAGCCAUGUUCGCUAUUAAUCCUGAUGGUAUAGGUGAUGCUAAAGAGUAAAAGACUAGCUAGUUUUUUUUUAUUAUUCGAUUUAGGUACAAUACAGAAAUUCGAAAGUUGGUUAAACGAAGAUGAAGGUUUAACUGGGAUGUUUCUGUUCCAAUUGUAUGAGCAUUUAUAAUAUAUUGUUAAUAAAAUAAAUGAUUUUGAAUAGUGCCUUAAGAUAUCGAGUUAUUAGGUUA